AUGGCUUACUUGGGAGUCGACACAAGUCGAAUCGCCGGCACACAACCGCUUGAGAUGCUUCUGAUCAGCAGCAGUAGUCCCGACCCUCAUUCUACAAUAAUUAUCGAUCCCCGUACCGGAGUUUCGUCGUGGAGUUACAAAGGUGGAGAGUUGCAAGGAGCAUCAACUGGACUCGUCGAACCUCUAGGGAAGGAUGGUGAACACAUCGUAGUGACAACGAAAGAUCGUCCACUCGUGCAUGUGAUUGCAGUUCACUCAAAAGAUCGAUUUCAUCAAAAAUGUGUGCUCCCUGGACCUGUUUCUGCCAUUUGUAGCGAUCGUUCUGGUCGUUUCGCAUUUAUGAGCAUUAAACGACAACUUUACUGUUGGCUGCUGUCUACUGGGGAAUUGCUUUCUGUCAUUGACGCUCACUAUCAAAAUAUCACAAAACUCGCUCUCUCCGAUGACGAUUCAAUGGUUUUCACAGCCUCCAAAGAUGGUGCUAUUCAUGGAUAUCUUGUUACUGAACUGGUGUCAGCUGAUCGAGACAGUACUGUAGCCCCAUUCCGUAAAUGGGCAUCUCAUACAUUGGCCGUUUCUGAUCUCAAAAUUACUCAUGGAUCGAAUCCACGUAUUCUUACGACUGGAGCUGACCACAUCGCUUGUCUUCAUUCAAUUUCUAUGGACUCAGUGAUCCUGAAAGCGUCGGCAGAUCGUCCACUCACUUCAUGUGCCAUCGAUUCAGCAGAGACUCGUAUAUUCAUUGGAACCGAAGUUGGAAAUAUUGCACAAAUCAACUUGUUCCAACUGGGUGCUGAAGAGAGAGAUCUUCUGAUUCAAGCUGGUGACGAACAUAAUACGAAAUUCCGAGUUUUGAAUGGUCACUCUGAUGAAAUCACUAGGCUUACAAUUAACACAGAUGGUACACUUCUAGCUUCCGGUGACGCAUCUGGAAAAUAUUGCAUUUGGGAGAUUAGCAGUCAUCAAUGUCUCAAGGUAUCUACAAUGAGAUCUACAAUUAGCACUCUCCGAUUCAUUCCAUUCUGGCCCACGAUCAGUGGUGGUGAGCACACAAAAAAGUUCCGUCCAGUCUGGGACCUCCGCAGAGAGCCGACAAAGUGUGAGCGUCUGGCAAUCGAAGUCUCAAACGAGUUUAACGCUGACCAAAAGCAUUGGAACGAUGUAAUUGAGGACUCGAUCGACCAAAUGCUCUUGGAGUCUGGAAGCACAACAUCGGCCCAACUUCAAUGGCAAGUUGAAGCUCCAAUGAGGAAACAAGCUGAAGUUGAAAAGGCAGAAGCAGAAGCGAUGGCACAGGUGAUAACACUUGGAGAUGAUGAAGACGAUGCUCCGGAAGUUGGAAAUCAGAGAAGACAGAAUAAAAAGAAUAACAAAAAGAAUAGAAAACUUCAGAAGAAGUUGGAAGCUGAGCAAGCGUUGAAAAAUAAGGUUAUUGAAGAAGAAGCUGAGCUGAUCGUGAUAGAUGAUGGAGAAGAAUCAAACAAGAAAAUUUUGGAUCUCCAGGCAAGCAUGACGGAGUUGAGAGAAGAGAAUGAGAAGCUUAAAGAAAUUAAUAGGCAAAUGUACGAAUUUGUAGCCGCAGAAAUUGUUGACAGGUGA
Caenorhabditis briggsae is the source of this 1599-nucleotide messenger RNA. It is a transcript of the gene Cbr-pro-1, whose product is annotated as Protein CBR-PRO-1. Gene Ontology annotation, molecular function: protein binding. Gene Ontology annotation, biological process: rRNA processing; DNA-templated DNA replication. The transcript is spliced from 6 exons. The record is from RefSeq and is a predicted model, not a curated record. Lineage: Eukaryota; Metazoa; Nematoda; Chromadorea; Rhabditida; Rhabditidae. Gene Ontology annotation, cellular component: nuclear pre-replicative complex. The coding region runs from base 1 to 1599 and encodes 532 amino acids.